Messenger RNA from Ctenopharyngodon idella (grass carp), 5369 nucleotides. RefSeq lists its product as uncharacterized. Bases 303 to 1076 code for a protein of 257 amino acids. Gene Ontology annotation, cellular component: membrane. The transcript has 9 exons. The record is from RefSeq and is a predicted model, not a curated record. NCBI's taxonomy places the organism in Eukaryota, Metazoa, Chordata, Actinopteri, Cypriniformes, Xenocyprididae.
GAAGUUGCCAUAGCGCCGCAUCACUUUCAGUCUGCCUCCAUUCCAAUGCAGAGCUCCAGCCACCUCCUCACUGCGGUACUGUACGUAAGCCGCAUGUCACACACCCGAAUUAACUAGUUGUUUCCCUUCAACCUCGUCGCGGAUGGAAUAACUGAAUACUGCACUUUCGCCUUUAAAGAGAAAACCACAAAGCAACGCGUUUUGCUUGAGCUGCAGAGGUUCCUUCUUCAUAACCAGCUAUAUCAAGAGAUCUCAAACUGUAUUUCUUGACAUUAGCAUAGCCACGCCUCAAACUGACUGACAUGGGCAUUGAGAGUCAGGGCCCCACCCGCCCUGCAGGAAAUCUGACGCCAAAGCAGGUGAAGACAUUUCAGAAUGUGGAGCCGAAGGCACUGGGGUCCAUUCAGAUCAUUAUUGCUGUCUUGUGCUUGUGUCUGAGCGUCACCAUUCUUCAGCUCUAUGAAGAGGUCCACUUCUCUCCUGAUGUCAUCGUUGUGGUAGUAAUUGUUGCUCAGUUGCUUGUGUCUGGAUCAAUUUUAAUCCAUGCUGGAAGGUUCCCAUCACUCUUUUGGGUGAAAGCCACACUGGUUGCUCACCUGGUCAGUGCAGCGUUUUCCACUGCUGUUCUUGGGCUGCUGUCCCGUCACCUGCCUUACCGUCAGGACACCUACCACUGUGAGCACUGCAGGAGACUGGAGAUCUAUGCUGUGCAACAAUAUUGUUACAGGAAGUGCACUUAUACUGUCGAGAGAAAUUGUAAACUCUUGAUUGAUGGCUUCUUGGCCACCUUGGUUCUGUUUCUGGUGGUGGAGUUGGCGAUCUGUAUUGUAACCAUUUUAUUUGGACUCAGUGCUCUGGCUAAAGCUGGCGUGAAGCUUCCUGGUUUUAGACAGCUUGCAGCUCAAUCUCAGCCUGAGGCAGUCACCCCUAGCCAACCUCAGGUGGAGGUGGUGGUCUCAGAGGUGGAGCCUAUGCCAGAGCGCAUGCCUGAACCUCAAUCUGAGCCAAUAGAAGAAAUCCCCAGCCCUCCCACUGAACCUCAAGUGGCCCCCAUUGACUCCUUAACAGACGUUUGACACUUCAUGCUCAUGUGAUCUGUAUGUAUAUUGUAAGUAGGGGGGCUUUGGUGAUCAGUGAGGUUUUAGCAGCAGUGGUUUUUAUAUUUUAGUGGUAUAUGAAAUCGACACGAUAGGGCUUUACAAUAUGCCAUUAUGCUUAAAGGGAUGGUUCAACCAAAAUUGAAAAAUCUUCGUAAUUAUUCUUCCUUAUCAUUCCAAACCUUUAACACUUUCUUACAAUGAAAGUGGAUGGGCACCAGGGGUUGUCAAGCUCCACAAAGGACAAAAAAAUCACCAUAAAAGCAAAAACAACUUGUGCACUAUAUUCAAAGUUUUUAAGUCAUAUAGUUUUGAGUGAGUAACAGGUAUUUAUAUCAUUAUUCAUUAAAAAUCUUGCUUGACUGCUGUGGUCAACGUUCGCGUUCAUUGUUUGUAAAAGUGCAACAUUCUACUAUUAUUAUGUCCUUGCAUUCUAGAAAGAAACUUUUUUUUAAAGUUCUGCUUUUCAAAAGACAUGAAAGUGAAUGUUCAUUUUUGGGUGAACUAUCGCUUUAACAUUGCAUUAGCUUUACAUUACAUUACUAUUAAAAAGCUGCAGAGAUCCUCUGUGUCUAUCAGCCGAUUGAGCCAGAGUGUUUGCAAAGCAGUACUCUACUCAUAUUCCUCAAAUAUUCAGGCUCAGCCCCUAACUCUAAAUAUUAAAGGUGCUGUAUGUAAUUUUUUGACUGUACUAAAGCAUAAAAAUACCAUAAUAUGUUUGCAGAGAUUUAGGAUACAUGCUAAGUUCACAUACUUGUUUCUCCGAAAAACAAUGCUACAUCCAGUUAUUCUAAAUGUGCGUUCCGUGUCGGAAUGUCUGUUUUUGUUUUGGCCCACUGCCAAUUUACCCAAUAGGAUUUCGAUACCCCAGGUUGCCAUUUGGUGAAAAACACAGCGUAUUGCAGCCAUGGAGGACAACAAAUGAACUGGGUCAGAGAACGCAGAUUCUAUCUGACCUAAAAAGUCUCAGCAUCCAUCUAAAAAGCUCUAUGACCAGAGGCGUAUUAGGCAUAUAAAUCAACUUACAGCAUAAAGCUCAUCGCCUUCCACUGUCACUUGCACUCGUUCCUUUUGUGUGUCCUCAAUCUAGAUUGAGGAGGUGGUGGGGGAAACAAUUCUCUCCAAUAUUUUGAAUUUGGACAACAGAACCCAUUUCAACCGCUAGCUGUCAAUAUUACAUACUGCACCUUUAAACAUCUAAAGUUCAUUUACCCUGAACCACUAAUUUCAUCGCUUGUGUUAUCUAUUUUUGUUAACUUCCUUCCUUAAAAAAACAAAAACAAAACAAAAUUAAGGUACAAGUUUGAAAAUCUCCCAUUGAUAUGGUGAUUGACUCUUCAUUAUUUGAAUGCUAACUGUUGCUGCCAAUUAGCAUUCAAAUAAUGAAGAGUCAUCAUAACAUUUGCAUACUGAUUUGUGAUUGGUCUUCUCUCUUCUAUCUGUUUGGAUAUUGAAUUGUGAUUGGUGUAUGCUUGCAUUCUUCUUUGCAUAUAUUUAUUCAUUCAGAGCAUUUACACUGUACAGUGUAUGUUUAUUCUUUCAAUAGCAAAGAAGCUCUUAUGUAGCAUUUCAUUUACACUGAACCAAAUCUAUGUUUAGAUUUUAGAUAUUGGUUGUGUGUGAAUUAAAUUUUACACAGACUAAGUAAAAGUGUAACUCUAUUCAGGGUUUCCACAGACAUGGAAAACCUGGAAAUAUCAGGGAAUUUGAACAUUGUGAUUUCCUUGAAAAGACAUGCAUGACCCUAAAAUAUUUUUUGUUUUGUGCAAUCUCUAUAAAAUGACUUUUAAAAAUUCUUAAUCUAACAAUCAACAACUGGAGAAGUAAUGGAAAAUCAUUGAAAUUCAGUGAUUGAAGGGCGUGGGAACCAUUCUUUUAGGGCUUGCACACCGAAUAGUUCUAGGAACUCGGUUAUAGGAACUAGCCACUAGGAUAGUUCCCCGGGAACUAAUUUCUCCCUUGGGCCAUGUUCCUGGUUGCAUUCGCACCAGGAAUAUGAACUCUGAAGUGGCUGACAGCGGCGUCUUUAAGUGCGGCAUUUACAAACACUAAAAACCGGCGAAUGGAGGAUGCCGUGAUCGGAGCUGUGUUUGUUGUGUGUCGUGGGUUUCGUGAUAAUGGAGAUGAAAUGUAAACGCAUAAUCUACGUGACGGAAAGAACAAAAAGUGGGGCUAAGACACGAAAUCUCCUACGACAAUUUUCAGUAUUGCAUAUCAUCGAGGCGGAGAAAAGAACACAACCCUGCAGACAACAGGUAAAUGCCGUUAUCGCUGUUUUCCAUGUUCAUGAAGUUAAUAUGUUUACAUGGCUUUUUAAAAAUGCCGGGUACCAGUGUUAGACAUGCGUUUGACCAAUCAAUGUACACUUACGUCACUGAUAGUUCCUAUAGUGCUGGUUUAUGCUGCCUUCACGUGCUAUUGGAAAUUUGAUAAUUCGUGAUAAGGCAGCAUUAGACCCUACUCUGAAGUAGGAGCUAAUUUAGUUCCCCCAAGUCCUAGAACUAAAAUCGUUCCUAGUUCCUGCAGUGCGAACACGGCAAAAACCGGUUACUUCAGCCAAUAGUUCUAGGAACUAUGAAAAGGUUCCUCCGGUGCGAAAGCCCCUACUGCCUUACAAACACUGCUAAUUUCUACAGAAAAUAAAAUACAGUGCAAAUCCCCUAGUGUCUUCCAGAAGAAAGUACAAGAUAAUGAACAAUAACGUCAAUAUUAAUGCAGAAAGAUCACAGAAUUAUUGAUGUAAAUAUAACAGCAGCUCAAAGAAUAAAGAAAAAAAAUAUGGCAGGGAAAAAUAUAUCUAAACAAUGCAAGCAUGCACAGUUGGAUCUGCUUAAUGCAAGACAUUAUUACCAAGUAGUUUGUAAAUAGGAUGCUACAUUUUUUAGAUAUAGACUGUAUAUCAGCUAUAAAUCAUUUUCAGCUGUCAAAAACUAUAUUACAGGUAAUAUUGUGGUAAUUGAGAAAAGGUAUCUUACCACUGAUUUCCAAUAAUAAAUACAUGGAGCUAACUUAUCAACAAACAAAAAUGCUCUGUAUGAUAUGUUAAUGUAUGCUAUGUUGCAAAAUACUCCCAUCAUUUGGCCUCUUCAGUGUUAGUAUUCUGGUAAAUCUGAUGGCAUUUAUUAAAUAUCUUGAACUCCUAUGCUCACAAGAGAAUGAAAAAUAGUAACAAUAUCUUAACAGAAUAAUAUACACCCAAGUAUACACUCUGUUAAAAGAAAAGAAAAGAGUUGUGCUCUCCAGGUAAUAUCAAACAGUAGGAUGAGUUCUCUGUACAUAUGAUGUAUACUUCCUAAUGUAACGUCAUUGGUGCUAGUACAGUAGUAAAUCUUGAAAAUCCAUUUCAGUCCAAGAUGAGGUCGUGUCUCAACCAUGUUUUUAUCUUGAUCAAAUGGAGAGAGUUAGAAUAGGGGUUUAAUGUGUCAUUUUUGGCCCUUUCCCAGCUAACAAAAUAUGUUCUAGGAAUGUUUUGCUAACUUUCCCAUUAAGUUAUGAAAUGUUCUCGUUUAAAACAUCUAUUUUUUUAUGUUUUUGUUUGUUUGUUUUUUUAAAAUUCCUGGUUACAUGAGCAUUAGAGAAAAUAUUGAAUGUUAACUCUAUUUGAUCAUUUUGCAAGUAUUAUGGGAAUGUUAUUUUUGAAUGUUCUCUGAACCAUCUGAAAAAGUAGUAAAUAAUGUAUAAAAAGCAUUUUUUUUUUUUUUUUGUGCUAAUUUUUUCAUAAUGUUAUUAAAGACCAGAUAACUUUGUGCGAAUGUUCUAUUAACUAGAAGAACGUUUGUUCAUAACUUUGAGAGAACGUUAGCCAAAGUUCUAAGAACAGUCCCUGUUAGUUGGGUUGUUUGAUUUCCAUUAUAGUUUUACAAAGCUUAAUAGUUAAGCUAAUUGUUAAUGUUGUAUGUUACUCACUCAUUAGACUCACAGAAUGUCAUUUUUUAGUAUCUCACUAGUACCUGAAUUCAUCAUAUAAAAUUAAGUGUUAUAAUACAGUCAUAAUCCAAGGAACUAUUCUUUAACAAACCAAAGUAUUUUGUUUAUCCACUGUAUUAGUACUUUCAUACCUCUUUUACACAACAUCUGUAUAUUUUCUGCUCUGUUCUGGUCACAUAUUGUUUAAUUGUGAUUAAGCAUGCUGCUAUUACUUAAGUUUCCACUAGAUGGGGAUCAAAGAAAUUGUUGUAACAUUGUAAUAACACAUUCUCAUUGUGUUUGACGUGCAUUGAAGUGUAUUUUAGGUGCUGAAUGGUCUUAUUAAACCAAUUUAUGCACCAACAA